This is a messenger RNA of Colletotrichum higginsianum IMI 349063, 531 nucleotides long. Its product is annotated as Mitochondrial ribosomal protein. NCBI's taxonomy places the organism in Eukaryota, Fungi, Ascomycota, Sordariomycetes, Glomerellales, Glomerellaceae. Bases 1 to 531 code for a protein of 176 amino acids. Gene Ontology annotation, molecular function: structural constituent of ribosome. Gene Ontology annotation, biological process: mitochondrial translation. Gene Ontology annotation, cellular component: mitochondrial large ribosomal subunit. The record is from RefSeq and is a predicted model, not a curated record. The transcript is spliced from 3 exons.
AUGCCAGCGGCCGGAACAUUUGCCAUUUUCGCGCUAAGAAAUUUCCCGUCCGUCCUCGAACAGGAGCUUCUCGCGACGAAGACCAUCAACAGGAUUCUGUAUGCUACGCAGGGUACCAUGACGAUCCAGGCAUUGAAGACGGUGUCUACCGGCCGUAACGGCCUCGGCGCCUUCAUCCUGCAAUGCAGGAAGAUGGACUUCCACUACUGCGACUGGGCCGGCAGCUCCAAGGGAAUGAACGGCUUCAUCAAGUCCCAGCUUCCCAAGUUCGCUGCCGCCAACCCCCAGAUCGAAUUCACCGUCUCCCCUCGUCCCUCGAAACACCCCAUUAUCGUCGGCCACUACAUCAACGGCCGCGAGAAGGCCAUCUGCGUGCGGAACAUGGAGCCCCUCGAGAUCCUCAAGAAGGCGGAGCUGUUGCGCGAUGCAAGCGGCGAGAAGCUCAAGAGGGUGACCAAGCCGGUGGCGAGCAUCAACCCAAGUGUCAGAGGUAUCUGGAGUCCUUACCAUGGAAAGGGCAUGACUGUAUAA